This is a messenger RNA of Prorocentrum cordatum, 1728 nucleotides long. NCBI's taxonomy places the organism in Eukaryota, Dinophyceae, Prorocentrales, Prorocentraceae. The record is from the annotation of a GenBank genome assembly.
AUGGGGGCGCGCGCGGCGCGGGCGCGGGGCCCGCGGGCGAGGCGCAAGGGGGCCACGGGCCGCCCAGCCUCCGCCCGCCCGCCGCGCCAGGAGGUCCCAGCGGCCCGCCGUGCGCCGCCCGCGGUGCUCGCGCGGGCGGCGGUGCUCCUCCACGGCCUGCGCGCGGCGGCCGCGCAGGCGGAGUUCACGCCGGAGUCCGCGCCCCCGGGGCUGCAGAGGUGGCUGGGCAGGGACCGCUGCGGCGACCAGCGCUGGACCGCCUUCCACGCGGGCCUCGGGGAGGUGGCGGGCCUCUUCAACGCUCGCGAGUUCGCGCCCGCGCUGCAGAGGUCGGCGGAGCUCUUGCUGCCCGUCGUGACGGACCCCCACGUCGCCUUCGAUUGCGCCACGGCCGUGAGCUCGGUGCUGGGCGUUGGUGCGCAGUGCGGCGAUCAGCUGGGACUGCCUCGAGUGGCCGCGCGGCUGCGGCAGCUGGGAGCCAUCUUCGGCUCCUUUGACUACCAGAUGAAGGGAAACGAGUACAUUGACCAGAGCCCUUGGCCUAUCAACUGGAUGGAAAACAUGGAGGGUAUCCUCUCAUCGAUGGCUUAUCUCAAGCAGCACGAGCUGCAGGUGGACCCCUGGAGGGGCGCGCCGACCAGCGCCGCGCUCUCUCAGAAGCUGGGGCCCGGCUGGAGGAGUACGGCGCAGCCGCUCCGCAUCGCCAUAGUCAGCGUUUGCGACUAUGACCCCGGGGUCACGCCACUGGCACGUCUGUCGCAGAUCAACAAGGAAGAGUAUGCCAACAUGCACGGCUACGUGACUAUUAUCCACGAGAGGGCGCCGGUCUUCAGCGACCCGCUGUCGCCCCUGCUCACGGAGCCGGCCUCUCAUCGGCCCCCGGCGUGGUCGAAGGUGGACGCGGUGCUUGCCGCGCUGGCCUCUGGCAGGUACGACUGGGUGAUGUGGAUGGACUGCGAUCCACUUCGACGGCACGAGGUGGCCCUCGAGGGCGUCGUGGCCAUGGCCGAGGCGGAGCACGCCGCCUCGGGCGAGGGCCCCGCCGCCCCCGGCGACCUGCCGGACCUCCAGCGGCUGGUCGGCCGGUGGCUCGAGGGCCCGCCGGAGCCGCUGCAGGGCGCGGCGCUGCUGGGCUGGUUUGACGACCUCCUCGACGAGGCCGCGGGCGCGGGCGGCGCGCCGGGCGCCGCGGAGGGCGGCGCCGCCAACCGGACGCUGGGGUGGGGGCCCUGGCUCCUCGAGGAGCGGCGGGCCCACGUGGUGGCCUCGGAGGACGGGCUGAUGCUAAACACGGGUGUGAUGUUGAUCCGCGCGUCCGUGUGGUCCUGGCGCUUCUUCUCGAAGGUGCGGUGGAUGACUUUCGGGGUGAGCCCAGUGACGCAGCACCCGUGGUGGGAGCAGGCCGCCAUGGUCUACCUGCUGCAGCUGCCGCUGACCCUGGUUGCGGCGGCGUCUGGGCGGCCGGAGGACCUGGGGCCGCCCGCCGCAGCCCGCGGCCACUCGCGCGCCUGCGCGCUGCUGUCACAGAGGCACCUCAACGCCUACCCGCCCCUGGUGGCCUCCGCGCUGCAGACGCACGUGGCCUACGACGCGGGCGACUUCGUCGUGUCGUUCUCGGGCUGCAAGGUGUACUCGUCGCAGGAGGUCUGCAACCAGCCCCCCGAUCAUCGACAGGCCCACGGCCUGGACGUGCUGCGCUCCGACCCCGUCCUGCGGCUGUGGCUCUGA